GAAAAGCAAGAUGAGUAACACUGAAGCCGAGAAGAUGUUGAUAAGUUUGCUCAAAAUAUAUCACGACCACGCCUCAGAGUCUGACGUCAUGGACAAAUCUGGCUUGACAAAGAUGAUGAAAGAGAAUUUCCCCACCUUCCUGUUAGUCUGUGAGAAAGAAAAUCCAGAUUUCCUGGAAAAGUUCUUUAAGCAGGAGGACACAGAUGGUGACCAGAAGAUCAACUUUCCUGAGUUUAUGUCCAUUGUUGCUGCAGUCACCACAGAGUUCCACAAUCAGUCCCAUGAGCAGAAACCCUAACCUGUGGGUUAGAAAUAGCCCUGCCCAGACCAGCUCAGCCCACUUCAGAGGUCUCCACAGAGGUCUGGGAUUAGUGGAC
Molecule: messenger RNA, 377 nt
Organism: Dipodomys spectabilis (banner-tailed kangaroo rat)
Lineage: Eukaryota; Metazoa; Chordata; Mammalia; Rodentia; Heteromyidae
Gene: S100a7
Product: S100 calcium binding protein A7
Exons: 2
Coding region: 11-298 (95 amino acids)
Molecular function (GO): calcium ion binding
Source: RefSeq, a predicted model, not a curated record